Molecule: messenger RNA, 442 nt
Organism: Cylindrotheca closterium
Lineage: Eukaryota; Bacillariophyta; Bacillariophyceae; Bacillariales; Bacillariaceae
Source: the annotation of a GenBank genome assembly
AUUUCUCCGAAGACGGUCCUGCAGUGCAAAGCACCGAAGCAAUGGAAUCCACGAACGAGGAAAAAUCCUCCAAGUGAACCAAGAUAGAGACUCCAAGGCGAAAGAAAGAAGUCGGCAAUCUUGUGAUGAGCCAGCAUCUACUACACCCGGGGCUGUGGCCUCUUUGAGCACAGUCGAAAGGAAAAAGGUUAGGGGUUCCAGUAAAAGAAAAUCAGCGUCUAUUCCCGGGGCUGUGGCCUCUUCCGACACUGUCGAGGGGAAAAAGGAUAGGAGUUCAAGCAAAAAAGUUCAGCGUCUAUUCCUGGGGCUGUGGCCUCUUCCAAGACUGUCGAGAGGAAAAAGGAUAGGAGUUCUAGUAGAAGAAGUACGGCGAACAAAACGUCCGGAAGAUCUCCAAGGACGGAAAGGCUCGACAAACACUGAAGCCGUCUUCAGCAUCUAG